GUUCCCCGCUCCCUCAGCUCUGUCUGCUUGGAUCCCUGUUUGUUCCUCCCCAGGCUCUGGCCACCGACGGCUGUCAACUGGUCUCUGAGAUUUGUCUCGGCUGGUCCCAGCGCGCUGUCUGCCGGUCCCUGACAGGUGAUAAAUAACACAGGUUAUGCGGAAAUGUGGAGGUGUCCACUGCGUGUUGGACGAAAGGCGACAGUGACAGAUGGCCACCAAGCCCAUGGAUUUAUUGGCAGAGCUUCAGCUCCUGGAGAAGGCAUCUACCCUUGAGCGUCUUCGUGCGGCCAAGAAACGGAGAGAGCAGCAGCUGAAGAAGUGGGCACAGAACGAGAGAGAAGAGGAGAACCGGAGGAGAAGGCAGCAGAGGGCCAGGAUUAAGACCCCGACCAGGAGCAAGAGAGUAUCAUUCCCUUCUCGAGUCACACUUCAUGAGGCAUGCUUGAGGAACGACCCUGAGGAAGUUCUCUCCCUCCUCCAGAGUAAUGUGGAUCCCAACCUGUGCAAUGAAGACGGUCUGACUGCUCUGCACCAGUGCUGCAUCGAUAACUAUGAAGAUCUCCUCAAGCUGCUGUUGUCACACGGGGCCAACGUCAACGUCAGAGACAAUGAACUGUGGACCCCUCUCCACGCGGCAGCCACCUGCGGUCACACCAACCUGGUGCGCAUUCUGAUCCAGCAUGGUGCUGACCUGCUGGCGGUGAACGCUGACGGGAACAUGGUUUAUGAUCUAUGUGAAGACGAAGCCACCCUUGACGUUAUUGAAAGCUGCAUGACUUAUAAAGGCAUCACACAGGAAAUGGUUAAUGAAGCCAGACAGGCUCCAGAGAAUAACAUGCUUGAUGAUGUCAGAGCUCUCAUAGUAGCCAGACAGGACCUGAACAAGAAAGACAGCCAAGGGGCCACUCUGCUUCACAUAGCUGCCUCCCGGGGCUAUGCAGAGGUGGCUGAGAGCCUGCUUGAGAACGGAAGCCAAGUUGAUGUGAGGGAUUCGGACGGCUGGGAGCCUCUGCAUGCCGCAGCGUUUUGGGGUCAGAUCUAUGUAGCAGAGAUUUUGGUGUCUCAUGGUGCCAGCUUGAGCACUAAAACAUUCCUGGAUGAAACUCCUUUGGAUCUGUGUGAAGACGAGGAACUGCGAUCUCUGCUCCUGGAGCUCAAGCACAAGCACGACCUCAUUAUGAAGUCUCAGCAGAAGAACAAGUCCUCUCUAAGCCGCAGGAGCUCCAGCACCGGGAGUCAUGGUAAGGUUGUACGCCGGGCCAGUUUGUCAGAGCGGACAAAUCUGUACAGGAGAGAGUACGAGAAGGAGGCAGUGGUGUGGCAGUGUCUAGUGUCUGCCGAAGACCCCGACACAACACAAGAUGAGGAGGACAGCAGCCCAGACAUGCAGAGGAGAGACAUUAUGGAUUCUACACCAGCCUUAGGACCCAUGGACAACUUUCCAGAACCUCAAUACAGGAACGGUUAUUGCUCGCCCCUUCCUCCUUUCUACUGUCCUCCAUCCAUCACAGACAAAUCUAUUCCCACCCCAAUAACCAAUGGUAACAUCAGCCAUUCUCUUUCCGUAUAUAACUCUGGACCUUUAUGGAGCAGCGUUCUGAACCAACCCCCCAUCACCCUAUCAGAGCUAAAGAAGCAAAGGGCGGCAGCCAAGCAAGGAAGGUACCCUUUAUGGUGUAAUGGCGACUCUCAGCAAACCGGUGCCAUAGACUACCCUAGUGAGCCUGAUGCGUCACCUUGGUGUUUUAAUAGCACCCCUGUGUAUUAUACCCCAACCAGUGGAGAUCCCCCCAUCCUCAGAUUAAAGUCCCCCAUGGAAGAUGACAUAGAGGACGAGGGCAAAAUUCUAAGAUGCUGUCGGUUAUCCUAAAAUCCAUUCAAAAUGUAUCGGCUCCUUGAAGAAAGACGUUAUCUAUAAUCCCACUUUCCCCUGUUUGAAAGAGCCUUGUGUAACAUACGCAGGCAUAGAAGUAAACGUUUACAUACCUUAAUACAGCAUAAGAUGUAAGAUACUGGUUUCUAUCUGCUAGGGGGAAGCAUUUUGGCAUUGCACACGCUCUUCAAGGGGAACUAUGACCAAGUAGAUAUAAAUGUAUAUUAUUAUUAUUUAUUGUUUUAUGUAGCGCCAUCAUAUUCUGCAGCGCUGUACAAUGGGUAAACAUGAAAUAACAAGUAGUAAAUACCAUAAUAACAAUUCGAUUUACAGGUAAGGUUGACGAUCACACUACUUGUUUCAGGGUCAGCGCUUCACCUGGGGGAGAGGUGGGAUCUUUAAUUUACAUCUUUAUUUCUAGUUAAUAACAAAAAUGACUAUAGCGGUAUUCGCCUAAAAGACGUUGGUUCCUUUUAUUGGGCCAACCAGUUACAUAAGCUUUCAGGACCUCAGGAGUCUCUCCUUCAGUCCAACGCCACAAUUUCCCAGAUACAGUCAUUAGCGGCAGCAGGAAGUAUAGCGUGCAAACAGAAAUGACUUCCCCCAGUCUGCACAAAAAAAAAAACCUGGUUCAUUUUUAAAGUUCUUUAAAGGUGUGGAAAUAGUUACAAAUAUGUCUGAAUACAGCCAAAUGUUCUUCAUGGUGUCAAAAAUGUAUUCUAGAUAUACCUUAAAGUACUGCAAGAACAGUAAACUGCAGUAUAUUGUAUCUGUGUUUUACGCAGAACAAGGUGUACAUGUAUACAGAUGAACCUAUGUGUACCUCGAUAUAUACAGAACAGCCUAUAUAUCUGUAUAUAUAGUGGCCAAUGUAUACUUGUAUAUAAAGAGCCACGUAUGCCUGUAUAGCCAGCUAUGUCCAUCUGUAGGAAGAACCGUAUGGACAUGUAAAUAAACAGAUUUAUGUAAACAUGUAUAUACAAUUCUAGAAGAAUGCCUUGUAUUUAUAUUUCAGAUGAUAUAUAUAUAUGUGGCUGGGUGUGUAUAUCUGUAUAUUCCAAUGUCUCUGAUAUAUGCUUAAGGAAAAAAAGUGUAAGUUUAUCACAGAAAGCAGCCACACAUGCCAUACUAAUUUGAUAAAGUUUGCCCUCCCAGCAUUUUUUAUUCUGCAAUUCCAGAUAUGGCCACAGGGGGCAUUGGGAAUAUAGAAGGUGGAUCCUUUACAAGCUCCAUUGUGGCCAUUAGUACAUUACAUUUACAGAGCUGGUGUCAUUUCGGACACCGCAAACCAAAAGAAAGGCCAAAUGGUGCAUUUAAAGCAAAAUGGACAUAGUCGGGGGGGGUGGCAUGAUGUGUGACUACUAUGCAGAACAUCACUGUCACACUAAGCCACACAUUUUACAAUUAAAUUUAAUUAAUUCUGCACUAUUUCCAUUUUGUAAUAAAAUAUGUUUUAAACUA
This is a messenger RNA of Spea bombifrons (plains spadefoot toad), 3334 nucleotides long. RefSeq names its product protein phosphatase 1 regulatory subunit 16B (gene PPP1R16B). NCBI's taxonomy places the organism in Eukaryota, Metazoa, Chordata, Amphibia, Anura, Pelobatidae. The record is from RefSeq and is a predicted model, not a curated record. Bases 209 to 1870 code for a protein of 553 amino acids. Gene Ontology annotation, molecular function: enzyme inhibitor activity; phosphatase regulator activity; protein binding. Gene Ontology annotation, biological process: regulation of sprouting angiogenesis; establishment of endothelial barrier. The transcript has 11 exons. Gene Ontology annotation, cellular component: cytoplasm.